This is a messenger RNA of Serendipita indica DSM 11827, 861 nucleotides long. NCBI's taxonomy places the organism in Eukaryota, Fungi, Basidiomycota, Agaricomycetes, Sebacinales, Serendipitaceae. The record is from the annotation of a GenBank genome assembly.
AUGCCCUCGACAAAGCUAUAUAUUCAGCAUCCACUGGACGCAGACAGGUCGUGUAAGCUGGUUGGAAUAUUGGAGCGCGCAGAUGCGAAUCUGUCGACGCAUGGGAAACCGCUUGCAUUGAUUCUCCACGGAUCUAUGGGCCAUAAAGACUAUCUAUUCCAACGAAAACUUGCUCCUCUACUUCCGAUGGACUCCUUUCGCUUCGACUUUCGUGGAAACCUCGAAAGCGGUGGUGAUUGGUCACUCGCUAGUCUACCCAAGGACGUCGAGGACAUACAAGUCGUGGUGGAAUACAUGAAGCGAGAAUACGGGUACACUACCACCGUCCUCAUUGGCCACUCACGCGGCAGCAUCGUCACGUGCAAAUGGAUUGCGUCGGGGUCGAGAGAAACACAGGACGUCGAGGCAUUUGUUAACGUUUCGGGGCGGUAUAGGAUGGAGAGAUUCCGAUAUAUCCAAGAGGUUCAUGCCGAGUCAAUACAGAAACGUGGAUAUGGGAUCUGGAAGGUACGCGUUGCAGGCAAGCCUGUGGAAGUCAAGAUAUAUCCCGCCGAUAUCGACGAGUUUGUGGAUUGGGACAUAUCCUAUAUCCCUUCUUCAUUUCCACCGCAUAUCGACGUACUUUCUAUCCAGGGCAUGUCGGAUGGGAUUGUGCCACCAUACGACGCCGUGUGUUAUGCCCUUGCUUUCGAACAGCGUAAAGGUGGGGAAGGACGGCAUACUCUUCACUUUAUCGAAGACGCCGACCACAACUUUGCCGGUCAUCACGACGAGGUCAACCAGACCAUUGUCGAGUGGUUGACUCGUCGAGCAAGAAAGGAGCCUCUCAGUCUAGGCGGACUAUGGCGAUCUCGAUUGUAG